AUGCAGUACACACUACACACCUUUAUUUUUAUUUUAUUAUUUUUUGGAAUGAUGAGAAGCCUACAGUUUUCAUAUCAAAAUUUGUGGAAUUCAUUUAUUCGAAAUUUGUUGGGCGCAACUCCGUAACAGCUACCUUCAGCAGUGAUCAUAAGGAGAAGCUAGGAAGAAUCCCUUUAUCUUUUCAAGAAUGGGCAGAUUUCUAUUCUCUUCUGUGAAUUUUCCUUUGCCGUUUUCUCAAAUGCCCAGUUCAACUCUAUCAUUUUGCCUUUCGAAUCCGUGUCUUAGGCUGUCUUCCUCAAGGAGUUAUGGAGGUCCGCAGCGUGGAUUUUGCAGCCCUCGACUCUCAAAUACAACAUCCACUAGAAUGCUUUGUACUAGAGCUGUAUUAUCUGAGGUUCCCAAUCAGAAACAGUACCCCAAAAUAGGUGCCCAAUCAAUGGGACCAGUACCACUCAAUCAGCUUCUUCAAGUGGUUGAGAGUGCUGCUAAGUCUGGCGCUGAGGUUGUGAUGGAUGCUGUCAAUAAGCCUCGGAAUGUCACCUACAAAGGACUUACUGACUUGGUGACUGACACAGAUAAAAUGAGUGAAGCUGCUAUUCUAGAAACUGUGAGAAAAAAUUUCAGCAAUCAUCUCAUCCUUGGGGAGGAGGGAGGGGUUAUUGGAGACACAUCUUCAGAUUAUCUGUGGUGCAUCGAUCCUUUAGACGGAACAACAAAUUUUGCGCACUGUUAUCCUAGCUUUGCAGUUUCUGUGGGAGUUCUGUUUCAAGGAAAGCCAGCUGCUGCUGCUGUGGUGGAGUUUUCUGGAGGUCAUAUGUGUUGGAAUACCCGCAUAUUUUCUGCAACUGCUGGUGGGGGAGCAUUUUGUAAUGGGGAAAAAGUUCAUGUGAGUCAAACUGACAAGGUGGAGCAAUCCCUUCUAGUUACUGGAUUUGGGUAUGAACAUGAUGAUGCAUGGGCUACCAACAUGGAGUUAUUCAGAGAGUUCACUGACAUUAGCAGGGGUGUCAGAAGGCUUGGUGCUGCUGCUGUGGACAUGUGCCAUGUAGCCCUUGGAGUAGUAGAAGGAUAUUGGGAAUUUCGCCUGAAACCAUGGGAUAUGGCUGCUGGAGUUUUGAUUGUUGAAGAGGCUGGUGGGACAGUUACUCGAAUGGAUGGGGGAUGUUUUUCUGUGUUUGAUAGGUCUCUUUUGGUAUCUAAUGGUCCGUUGCAUCCAAAGGUUGAUCUUUUCUCUUUUCUCUUUCCUCAAGUUAGUAUAAUACUUGGUGUUACCUACAAAAUUUUUUAUGAAUGGGACUGUGAUAGACUUGUGCAUGUAAAACACAAUGUGCAUGUGUACCCAUAAUCUUAUGUUUUAGUACAUUGGACUUUCUUGUGGAAUGUUUUGGUAGCAAAAAUUAAUGCAUACUUGCUCCCCCCACAAACAAAAAAUGAAUACAUAAUCAAUCUGGGGUCGUUAAUCGUUAUUCAUAAUGAAAAGUCAUACUUGGAAGAGAGAAGAAGAGAAGAAAUAAAGGAGAAAAAGAGCAAAAGAGGAAAUUAAUAUCAUUCAAUUCAUAAUCAGCAAUGUUCGCGAGGUUUAGAAGCUGAGGGAGCAAAUGAUAGUUCUUUGAGUUCUAGUGAGUUUUAAACCUGAGUUUGAGGCAAUCCAGUCUGAGAUAUUUAGUAGUGCAGAGUUGCCAUCCUUUGCUGAUAUCUAUUCUCAUGUACUUUGUGCUUCUUCUAGUGCACAUUUCACAACCCUUGCAUCUAGUGUUUGAAUCCCCGACUCUAAGAGAACUACUUUCAUUACACCAGGCGAUUCUUUUUUCCAACCAAGCAGUCACAAUAGCUCUCGAGGUGGUUCAUGUGGCCAUGGUGGAAGAGAUGGACAAUGUAGAUGCCCUCCUUGCAAGUGCAUUCAUUGUGGACGAGGAGGUUAAACUAGUGAUUAGUGUUGGGAUUUCCAUGGUAAACCACUUCAUGUUGUCAGUGUAGCUGCCAUAGAUUCCACACUCUUGGCCCAAGUGGGGAGCAAUAGACUAUAUCUAUGUCAAAGGAAGAGUAUACCAAGUUCUAACAGUAUCAAACGUCUCAACAAGCUUCCCUUCCUAUUGCAUCUCUUGCUUAGACAAGUAAUCCCACAACUUGUUUGUCAUCCAGUACUUCUCGGCCUAGUCCUUAGGUUAGUGAUUCAGCUACCAGUGACUAUAACAACUAUACUUAAUUUCUUCUCUACUCUCCAGUUUUCUAAAAACUUACCUUAUAUGUUAGCCUUGUUGAUGGGUCCACCAUUGCCAUCAAGGGAACAUGGAUUGUAAUUCCCACUUCCUUUGUUUCUCUUCCUUUGGUUUUUUAUAUUUCCAAGUUCUCUUUCAAUCAUAUGUUGGUUAGCAAGAUUGCCAAAUCCAUGAAUUGUUUACUAACAUUCUUCUCUGAAUUUAUGGUCAUUCAAGAUUUGAAGAUGAAGAAGAUGAGGAAGACGAUUAGUUGAGGACGUGAAGCUGGGGGAGUUUUAUGACUUUGAUCCGCUAUCUACUUCUAUCGCUUGCACUUCUGUUGCCACAACACUCCAAAUCCAUUGUCACGCAGGUCACCCUUCAUUGGAAAAGUUAAAAUAACUAGUUUUACUUUGAGUCAUGUGUCUAGUUUUGAGCGUUAAUCUUGUCAAUUAGAGAAGAAUCAUCAUGUUCCUUUUGCUUCCCGAGUCAAUAAAUGAGCAGUAGGCCCUUUUCUCUUAGUCCAUUAUGAUGCUUGGGGUCCUAGCCAGGUAGUGUCCAAGUUGGGUUUUCAAUACUUUGUAAUUUUUUUUAAUGAUUAUUCAAGGAUAACUUGGCUUUAUUUAAUGAAAUAUUGGUCUGAGUUAUUUCAAACUUCGAAGUGAUAAUGCUAGAGUACUUUAGUACCCAAUUCACUACUUAUAUGACCUAGUUUCGUAUUGUCCAUUAGUCAUUUUGUGUCUACAUUUUACAACAAAAUGGGUUUUAGAGAGGAAAAUAGACAUAUCCUUGAUGUUACUUUACAUUACUUCAUCAAAUUUGUGUUCUUACAGUGUUUUGGAGUGAUGUUGUACUCACUUCCUAUAUCUAUCUUAUCAAUAGAAUGUCAUCAUUUGUUCUUGGUGGUAAAUUUGCUACUCCGUUCUCCUUCCAAUUGCUCCUUUGUUCUCUUUGCCUUCUUGUAUAUUCGGGUGUGUGUCGUUGGUUCAUUAGUUAACCCCUAGAGUGGAUAAGUUGGAUCCUCGUGCUAUAAAAUGCAUCUUUUUGGGCUACUUGUGUACUCAAAAGUGAUAUCGUUGUUAUGUCCUACUUUGCAUUGUUUUUUGUCUGUGCUGAUGUUACAUUGUUACCUUCUUUGAGUCUACACCAUGCUAUUUUCAAUUCCUUAGUGCUUUUGACCUCAAUGAGUCUCCUUCCUUGCCUAAUCUUCCAAACUUGCCUAUGUCUAUUUAUCCCCUUAGCUACCACUUGUCACUGACCUCUGCAUUAGUUAGAUAUGAAGAAAGACUUCCUACAAGGUGAUCUCUAGGAGGAGGUUUACAUGGAGCAAUCACUUGGGUUUGUUGCUUAGAGGGGAUCAGACUUAGUGUGUUGGCUCAAGAAAUCAUUAUAUGGCUUGAAAUAGUCUCCUAGAGCAUGGUUUGAUCAAUUGAGUGUUAUAGUAUUUGAGUUUGGCCUUUGACAAUGUGUAGUAGAUCACUCUAUGUUCUAUCAAUAAACUUCAUCUAGUAGGAUUCUCCUUAUCGUGUGUAUGGAUGAUAUUGUGAGUACUGGUGAUGAUAAUCAAUGUAUUUAGGGCCUGAAACACUUUUUACAAUCUAAGUUUCAGAACAAAGAUUUGGGACCAUUGAAAUACUUUUGGUUAUAGAAGUAUCUAGAUCUUGUACGGGAAUGCUUUGUCACAAAGGAAGUAUUUUGGAUGAGAUUGGGAUUUUGGAAUCCAAUUUUGUUGAUACACCCAUGGAUCCUAACAGCAAGCUAGUGUCGGAUAUUGGUGAUUUGUUGCCUGAACCAAGAUGGCACCGAAGACUCGUUGGAAAAUUGAAUUAUCUCACAAUCACUCGACUAGACAUAUAUAUUUUUGCAACAAAUGUUGGGAAUCAGUUUCUGGAUUCUCCUAGACCAAGUCAUGUAGUAAUUUGCAUCUUGAGAUAUCUCAAAAGUGCAUUUGGAAGAGGUCUCUUAUAUCAAGAUUAAGGGUACACAUAUAUGAUAUACAAAUGCAAAUUGGGCCGAGUCAACUUAUGACAGAAGAUCCACAAUUGGGUACUAUAUUGUUGUUGGUGGUAAUUUGGUUUCUUGAAAGAGUAAGAAACAAACUGUGGUGGCCAUGCCCUCACACUACAUGUGGAACUUGUUUGGUUGAAGAACAUGUUGGAAGAAAUGGGUUUUCCAUAUUCUCGGUCUAUGGAGUUGAUAAUCAAGCUGCUAUUCGUAUUGUCUCCAACCUAGUCUUCCAUGAACAAACGAAACACAUUGAAGUUGAUUGCCACUUGUUUCGGAAGAAACUUGUGCGGAAGCUCAUUACAACCAUUUAUGUAAAGUCUAAUUUGUAGUUUGAUGACUUGUUCAUUAAAGAAUUUUUUUGUUGGGGGGCGGGGGGUGAGGUGCUCAUGUUAAAUUCAUUUGUAACAAGCUAGGAGCAAAUGAUAUCUAUGCUCAGGCUUGAGGGGGAGUAUUAAUUGUUAUUUUGGUUAUUUAGCAUAAUUAGUAUAUGCCAGGGUUAUGUUAAAUAGUGUUAGUAAGGGAAUUAUGGUCAUUGGUAUGUACUUGAUAUAUACUAUAAAUGAAAGGAGAGGCCUGUAAUUGUGAUUAGGUGUUCUGUUUUACUCAAUUUGUCAACACUCCAAAUACCAGUUGUGAUUAUUCCUUGCAAGUGGAAUAUUUUUAGGUAAUCCCAUUGGCUUAUAGUAGAAGGUGAUUGCUAACAAGUGCAUCUUUGUGGCAGAUCAAGCUAAAAGUAGUAGGAAACCUUGUGCCACGUCAAAUAUCAUGCCAAAAGAAAAUCUUAUCCCCAUUCCCUUUGUCUGUUCUGAUAAAUGAGAAAACUUCUUCCAGUCCUUUUAAAUGUUUCCCCAAACUCCUACACCAUAGGAUUAUCAACAUAUUUAGAAGUCCAACCUUUUUGGUCAAGUCCAUAUUUUUAAACAAUGGUAUUUCUCCAAAAAUGAUCUUGUUUGUUCGUGAACCUCCAAGGCCAUUUUCCAAGGAGGAAUUUUAUAUAUGUUUUCUAUUCCCUGUUAAUUGACUAUUAGUUCCUUUUAAUGGUCUGGAAGAAGUUUCUUGCAAGCUUAAAUUUGCAUUCCAAGGGUAUUCAGUUAUGGUUUUGGAGAGUCUUUGAUCUAUAACAUGCUGUUGCUGGAUGUAUGAACAUAUCUAGCAAGAAAGCGGUUAAAACAAGAGCAAUUGAAUAGCAUUUCCUUUGUCUUAAUAUGAAUAUUUCCUGAUCUGGAUAAAAUUUUAACACUUGCCAAAUGCAGCUAUUGGAGAGAAUUGGCCCUGCAACAGAGAAAUUGAAGGACAACGGUAUUGAUUUCUCAUUAUGGUAUAUGCCAGAAAAUUACUGCAUAGACUAUUGAUUAGACCACAACUUCUGCUUCUUUUUGCUCUAUCUUCUAGAAGGAACUUCAAGGCAAGCAGGUGCUGUUUUAUGCUGUACAUUAAAAAUCGUUAUUAUAUUUCUGUUGUAACCCUCAAUAAGUAUGUGUUAUACACUGUCAUGUACAUUCAUUGUUACACAUAUUAUGGCUUUAGGAUACAUGUUGCUGAAUUUGUGAUUUCUCCAUCUUCGUUGGCUGACUUAUUUUGGACAAAGUCCAGUAAAUGGAAAAUGAAGACUUAGCUUUAAAAA
Malania oleifera is the source of this 5829-nucleotide messenger RNA. Its product is annotated as phosphatase IMPL1, chloroplastic. The record is from RefSeq and is a predicted model, not a curated record. Gene Ontology annotation, biological process: signal transduction; inositol metabolic process; phosphatidylinositol phosphate biosynthetic process. The transcript has 9 exons. NCBI's taxonomy places the organism in Eukaryota, Viridiplantae, Streptophyta, Magnoliopsida, Santalales, Ximeniaceae. The coding region runs from base 188 to 1345 and encodes 385 amino acids. Gene Ontology annotation, molecular function: inositol monophosphate 1-phosphatase activity.